Oncorhynchus tshawytscha (Chinook salmon) is the source of this 1491-nucleotide messenger RNA. Its product is annotated as olfactory receptor 1052-like. The transcript has 3 exons. Gene Ontology annotation, biological process: G protein-coupled receptor signaling pathway. The record is from RefSeq and is a predicted model, not a curated record. The coding region runs from base 33 to 1004 and encodes 323 amino acids. Lineage: Eukaryota; Metazoa; Chordata; Actinopteri; Salmoniformes; Salmonidae. Gene Ontology annotation, molecular function: olfactory receptor activity; G protein-coupled receptor activity. Gene Ontology annotation, cellular component: membrane.
UGAGAUCCUAUCAGGCCCACUGGCCCAGAGGUAUGAACAGCACCCAGUCCAGCCCUGUCGCCUUCUUCAUCAUCCAGGGCCUGGCCAGUCUGGGGGAGAAGAAGAUGAUCCUGUUUAUCAUCUUCCUGCUGGCCUACACCGUCAUCCUAGGUGGAAACAUCAUGAUCAUCUACCUGGUCCGGACCGACCCGAAGCUGGGCUCCCCCAUGUACUUCUUCCUCCACAACCUGUCCAUCGUGGACAUGAUUUACACAACGGUCACCAUCCCCAACAUGUUGUCAGGCUUCCUGACUGAGGUCAAGACUGUGUCCGUCCCCGGCUGCUUCCUCCAGAUGUACUGUUUCAUCCACAUGUCUGUUACCGGCCGCGCCCUGCUGACCGCUAUGGCCUACGACCGCUAUGUGGCCAUCUGUAAUCCUCUCCGCUAUGCUGCUUUGAUGACCCGCCCCGUCUGCCUGCUACUCAUCAUUGGGGCUUGGACAUUCGGUGCCAUCUGCACCUUCCCAACCACUAGCAUGGCAAUGCAGCGUUCAUACUGUGGACCCAACGUGGUGCGCCACUGCUGGUGUGACCCGUCCUCAGUGAGGCUGCUGGUGUGUGGGGACACUCAGGUGGACAACAUCGUGUCACUGUCUUCUGCUCUCAUAGCACUGCUCACCACGGGUGUGCUCAUCCUCACUUCCUACAUCCUCAUCGGUGUGAAGAUAGCUAAAAUGGGCACCGCAGAGCGACUGAAGGCAUUUAGCACCUGUGCCGCCCACCUGACGGUUGUGUCCAUUUCUUACAGCUCUGCUUCAUUUGUCUAUAUCUCCUACCGUGUGGGAAACUUCUCUCCAGAGGUGCGUAUCAUCGUGUCGGUGCUGUACUCGGCUCUGACUCCUUUCCUGAACCCGAUGAUCUACAGCCUGAGGAACAAGGAGCUGAGAGCGGCCAUCAAGAGGGCCUUCUGCCGACACAGAGACGUCUCACCGCAGAGCCGCAAAACACUCAUCACACUGUCCUGACAGCAAAACAUUCAAUUCAAGCUCCUUUAAAAUAGUUUAUUAUGGGCUAAAAAGUGUGAUCAUUUUCAGAGAUUCCAAAAUAAUGCAAAGUCACUGUUUCCAAUUAUUGUUUGUUGUUUGGAAAGCAGAACAGCUAAAUGUUUCAUUAUCAUGCACUUAUAAACGAAACCAAACAAUAUUUGUGUUUAUCAUUUGGUUCAUUGUGUAGGUUGCACAACUGUAUACAUUUGAUUUAAUAGUUUUAAGUUUAUUGAUAAAACCGAAAUAACAACUGUAAAGUCCUGUUCAAUCGCAUUGUACAAACUAUCAGAUACAGUACUAAAUGGUAUGUGAUUAUACUUGUUUUUAAUCAAUACCAAAGAAACAACAGUCAUUGUUAGGUGAUUAUUGUGUAAUUACAAUCUCGCAAUAUUAUUCCUAAAUAUCAGAGAAAUAGCACACUGUCAAAUAAAGUGUACCAACAGAUUUUGGUUUUGUGCCUCUGCCU